This is a messenger RNA of Astyanax mexicanus (Mexican tetra), 3359 nucleotides long. RefSeq names its product adenylate kinase 4 (gene ak4). The transcript is spliced from 6 exons. Gene Ontology annotation, biological process: nucleobase-containing compound metabolic process. The record is from RefSeq and is a predicted model, not a curated record. The coding region runs from base 178 to 858 and encodes 226 amino acids. Gene Ontology annotation, molecular function: AMP kinase activity; ATP binding; nucleoside diphosphate kinase activity. Gene Ontology annotation, cellular component: cytoplasm; mitochondrion. NCBI's taxonomy places the organism in Eukaryota, Metazoa, Chordata, Actinopteri, Characiformes, Acestrorhamphidae.
GAGAGGAAGAGACAGAGAGAGAGAGAGAGACAACCCCCAUCUCCACGCAGAAGAGGGUGGAGGAGGGCUGUUAAAAUCCUUCAGCCUAACUUCAGUAAAACACGUUUCUCUGUUUCUCAGCGGAAAGGCACACUCAGCUGCAGAAGGGAAUAUCAGGGUCGUUUUGCACCAAAAACAAUGUCCAGAUUGUUCCGAGCCGUGAUCAUGGGUCCGCCGGGCUCGGGGAAGGGCACCAUCUCGGAGCGGAUCGCCAGAGGUUUCGGCCUCCAGCAUCUGAGCAGCGGUGACUUCUUGCGGGAGAACAUCGCUUCCAACACGGAGGCUGGAGUCUUGGCUAAAACCUACAUAGAGAAAGGCCUGCUGGUGCCAGAUCAUGUCAUGACCCGCCUGCUGCUUCCACGCCUGGAGGAGAUGACCUGUCACAGCUGGCUGUUGGACGGCUUCCCCCGCACUCUGGCACAGGCUGAAGCCCUGAACAGUUCAUGUGAGCUGGAUUUGGUCAUUAGCCUUAACAUCCCCCUGGAGACACUGAAGGAAAGACUGAGUCAUCGCUGGAUUCACCAAGCCAGCGGGAGGGUCUACAACAUGUGCUUUAACCCUCCUCGCGUGCAGGGGGUGGAUGACAUUACCGGAGAGCCACUAAUUCAACAGGACGAUGACAAACCAGAGGCCCUGGUUGCCAGACUGAGGCACUACAAAGAUGUGGCUAAGCCAGUCAUAGAUGUAUACAAGGCCAAAGGAAUUCUGCACACAUUCUCUGACACAGACACAGAUCGGAUCUGGCCUUACAUCAGCUCGCUUCUGAGUGCCAAGAUUCCAACAGAUAUAGCUGAUGCACAGAGAGCCUCGACCCACUGAAAGAGCUGCUGCAUUAAAAAAACAACAACAGUACAGCAUUGCUUCAUCUCACAUCACUUACAUCUUUACCGCAUUAUUCCAUAAUAAUUCCACAGUCAUUCCUCUUUCUACCAUAUUUAAUGCAGAGCACCAAAAGUAAAUCUGAACGACAAAUAAGCUUUUGAUCCUUCAGCUGCAUACCAAAGAAUUGCUUGUUAAUGUAUGCUUUUGUCAGUCAUUAGCUAAUAUUUAAAAUGCCCUUUGUUUUGAUAAUUACUGAUCGAAUUUGAAAGAGACAUGGUUGUUAAUUAUGUUUUUGUAUUUUUUUUCUAGGAAGCACAGCCAUAUAAAGUUUAGAACAAAUUUAGACUCCCAUUCAAAGAUUUAUGUGGGUCAUAAUAUGCAAAAAAUGACAUAUUAAUCAUACAGCCAUAAUUAAUACAUUGACUGCUCUAAAAGAAAAUGUGUUUUAAUCUAUAAUGGAAAUAACUAGGGGUGGGAAUCACAGGGCAUCCCAUGAUAUGAUAUUAUCACAAUACGUUGCCCACAAUAAUGAUGAAUCUGCGAUACUCAAUAUUGAAAAUUCUCUAUGACACUUCAUGGCAUCUGAUUUACUGAAGAGGAUAAAAUAAUCCUCUUCAUGUGUAAAAUAAAAUACCGCAUUUUUCGCACUAUAAGGCGCACUAAAAAUCAUCAGUGCAUUUUAUAAUCUGGUGCGCCUUAUGUAUGAAUUUUAUCAGUCAGGUUGUAAGAAGCAAUGCUGAAGCAAUGCUGAAGUACAGCAUUAUACUGGAAUUUCAGUUUAGUUCUCCAGCAACGUGGCUGGAGCAGUAUUUGAAUUAGCCACUCACCGUGGUAAACGCUAGCUCUUUAGCCAAUCAGAGGUGAGAAUUAUUGGCCUGUAGCCUGCUGCUAACCUCGGCUAGCACUGCUGGAGCAGCGUUAGCAUAAGGUGUUAUCACGCUAAGCGCUAACUUUUUAGCCGAUCAGAGGUGAAUAUUAUCGGCCUGUAACCUCCUGCUAACCCCAGCUAGCACUGCUGGAGCAGCAUUAGCCGGUAACCACGCUAGCUCUUUCUUGGUUCAGAGGGGAGUAUAUUAGACUGUAGCCUGCACGUUUAUUAUGUUAAAACAAGCUACGUGGGAUGAACCACUAGCUAAUAUCGCCCUGGUGACAACCCCCUGCCUAAUAAUCCGAUGCACCUUAUAGAGCGAAAAAUACGGUACAAAUGAAAAAAAUACUAGUAAUUUUGGAUUUAUUGGUGUCAGUUUCACAAAAUUUUCACAACCAGUAUUUUUCACUGCAAGUCUAAUUUGGGUGAAUCUUACGGAGUUUAGAAUACGUUACAAUCAAAAUAAUACAAUAUAUCGCAAUAUCAGUAUAUUGUCCCACCCCUAAAACUCAGAUCAACAUUCCUGUUACUUUCUGUAUGUGAUUUAUUUGCACCUUUUUUUUCAUAGUUAAGCUAAGUUGUGUAUGUUACAAUGAAAUGUUCAAACCCAAUAAUGUGCCUUUAUGAACCCUACAGUUCCUUAGUGCAUAGACUUUAAUGAUGCUGCAUUUGCAUUUUUCACAGGAGAGUGUGACUGAGAUGAUGUUGUGUGAGAGAUAUGGUUUAAGUCAACCUUUUGGACGAUUGCAAUCAGACCAAAAGACUUUUGAGUAUGUUACUUUUUAGUAUGUAAAAAUGCUUUGAUGCUGUGCUGUCAAAUAAGAGCUAUCUACACUAGGGAUGCACCAAUGUGGGAAUUCUAGGCCGAUGUCAAUAUCCAAAAUUAUAUUUGUUUAUAUCUGCCGAAGCCAAUGCCGAUAUGAACAUUUAUAAUUUACAGAGAGACUACACAGUCCAGAAUAACUUUAAAAUAAAUAAAAAUGGCCAGUGUUGGCCAAUUGUAGUAGCGUGGCCAUCGUUAUUUGGUCCUUUUCCGGCAUACAACAAAUACUUCAGCAAGUAUCGGUUUGAAACAUUGGCCAGUACCAAAAUAUUUCCAUUAUCACCGUGCAUCCCUAAUAUACUACUAAUAUACUACAUAUACACAGUCAAGAAUGAACUCUUUGGAACUUUUUUUUUCUUUGCAGCAGUGUUAUAAUAAUAUUUUGUAUUUGUCAUUAUGGCCAAGCCAAAUGUGUAUGUAUGGCAAUAGACAUUUAAUGCCAAAAUAAUCUUUACUAAAGAUAAAUGCUUUAAAGGUAAAGCUUUUCCCAUUCAUAGCAUUACAAAUUCAAUUUACAGUUCAUCUCUUGGCUUUUGAUUGUAUAAUCACCUUUCACAAAUAAACAAUACAGAGGCAGAGAGACAAAAUAAUAAUGUAUUUGUUUUCAUAAGCUCCCCAUCUGUGUGUGUGUGUGUGUGUGUGUGUUCAUGAAAAUGAACUGUAUCUACAAGCCAACGGCUGUAAUAAUGUUAAGGACUAAAGGAAAAGUUUUCCAUGCCCCCUCCUGUUGUGAAAUGCCACAAAGGAUGCAUCUACUUUAUAUAGAAAAUGAAUCUACAAUUACCAAAACAAAUAAAAAUAUUUUUU